Plasmodium knowlesi strain H is the source of this 3393-nucleotide messenger RNA. RefSeq names its product conserved Plasmodium protein, unknown function. NCBI's taxonomy places the organism in Eukaryota, Apicomplexa, Aconoidasida, Haemosporida, Plasmodiidae. The transcript is spliced from 3 exons. The record is from RefSeq and is a predicted model, not a curated record. The coding region runs from base 1 to 3393 and encodes 1130 amino acids.
AUGCUGCGGAAUACGGGGAAAGUAUCCACGGCCGCGUCAGAGAAGGCAAAGGAGAAAAACAAGAUUUAUAACAGACGAAUAGAUAAGGAAAUAGAAAAUUUGAAGCAAUCAAAACUCUUCGAUGAUAAUAAUGUAUACAUAACGGUUAGCCAAGAGAAGGAGGAGGUGCAAAACAAUAAUCAUGUUGUCUUCGGGCAUAGUUUGGACAACACAGAGAAAAAUACAUAUUUGCUCCUACUAGAAACCUUUAGUGAUGAAUAUUUCCAAAGUGAUAAUUUUUUUGUCAGGAAUUUUAUGAGUCAUAUAAAAAUUGUAAAAGAGAAGAUAACAGAUGGGGAUUUCCCCAAAACUGUUGAUGGGAAUAGCAACACCUUCCUCCUGACGGAAGUGUACAAAUACGGAGAAUAUAAAAAUACUCUGUGUCCAUUUUUUGGCCUAUACGAGACGCUAUGUUUGGAGAGCAUCUUCGAAAGCUUCCAAAAUUUUUUAAGCGAAAUUUGUUUUUUUAGGCAAAUAUUUGAAACGUUUAAAAAUGGCUUCAUGAGGGAGCAGCGCAUGUUCGGGGGGAUGAGCGAGGAAGACAGGGAAGAGGAGAAUUUUCCAUGGGAAGGGCGUGAAAGCAGUGAAUUUUCCUUCUUCACCAAUACCUUCUUCGAAAUUAUAUACAAAGAUUUCACUACACAUUUGCAAACCAUUCAAAGGGAGAUCAUAACAAAAUUACAGGAGGAUGAAAAAUACCAAGAGAUAUCCUUUUAUGAAAAUUUUUCUGAGUUUUUUUAUAAAUACUACAGAAUAAAAGAAAGUGUUGUGUUUUCAUUUUUCGUUUUUGAGGACUACCCAUUUAGUAAGCCAUACGUCAACAUAGAAAAUCUACCCUUUUGUUUCUAUAAAAAAAAAACGCACAAAAAAUUGAAGGGAGAUAAAUAUAAUCAGAAAAACAUACUUAACAUUUUACUUCACCAGAAAAACGAAGGGUGGAUCCCAAAAAUUACCAUAGGAAAUUUAUUCGAAGAAUGCCAAAAGCUUGUUCAUGUAAUUUUUUUUUUUUACCAAUACAAAGUUUACCUUUUUUUUUAUUACCUGAUGAAGCAUAAAAUAUUUGUUAACUUUUUCAAAAGCAACUUUAAGGUGAACUUAGAGACUUACCCUCUUGUCUAUGCCUACGUAGCUGCAGUAGACAGAAGGCUAGUUGCACAAAAAACAAAAAGAAAAAAAAAUUAUUCGAAUUUGAUGUACAGCAUUGAUAAUUGCGAAUACAUUAAUCAAGAUUUCUUUUUGUAUAAAUUUUUUUACAAUUAUAAAAAGAUAAAGAGCAAAUUGGCCAGUCCUCUUUUCGAUGAUGAAGACAAGACCACUGCCCUUACUGGGAACUUAAUGCAGAUAAAAAAAAAACGAUAUAAGUAUUAUAUAUAUUUAUUUUUCCUUCUUUUCCUUUUUUUCCUCCCUCUAUUUAUUAAAAAUGUUUUUAUAUACCAGACGGAGGAAAUUCAGUAUUAUCUCCAGAAUGCGGGGAACACUCAUUUUAUGCACUUUGAAAAUGUGCCUAUUGAGAGGCAAGGGUUGGGAAAUCAUCCUCUGUUCUGGAUUUACAUGGCAGGAAUAAGCAGGGUAACCUCCGCAUGGAUGGGUGACGGUGUAAAAAAGGGCCAUCCCGGUCAGGGGGCACAUAUAGUACGUGAAAAGGCGGAUACGGAGGAAGCGAGCAAACAAGGGGAUAACUUCAUCAGAAGCAGUGACAGGAGGGAGGAGAGCCAAGAAGCAAGUGUGCAAAAUUCUACAGAGAGUACACCACACGACAGGGGAAAAAGUAAUGGUUUGAGCGAAAAUGUUAAGAAUACGCAGAACGAGGGGAAGUAUGAUGUGUCAGCAAAGGGUCUCUCCACCGUGUUGCUAGCCAUUUCCGAGUUUGUCUUCUUCACCCUGGGGAUCAUCUACAAUUUGCGUCUACUUAAAAAAAGGAUUGAACACAACAAUUUGGUGUUAAACAUUUGCUCGGCCAUGCUUAUCCUAUACAGCCCAAUUUUUAUUUCCAAGAAUACCAACUACGUAACGACUCUAUCCCUCGGUUUACUCUUCUGGGCCAUCAAUUUUAUUUUACACAAAAGAAUGUUCAUGUCCAUUUGUGUGUAUUUUAUAGCCAUAUACUUUGACCUGCGUAAUUUGUUUUUUUUCGUCCCCUUUCUGUUUAUCUAUGUUUAUAUAAGUAGCAUCUAUGUAAGGAGAAAGGGCAACAAGGUGAAGAGUUCACUAAAAAAUUGGUGUCACGUUUGCAUGUAUGUGGUCCUUUACAUUUUAUCAUAUGGUGUGAUAACAUAUUUUUUAUUUUACAUUUUUUCUGCUGAUCAAAUUGGAUGGGUGGGCACCGCUAAACGCUGUGUACAUUUUCUCGGUGCCCAUUUGGAACGCACAGGAGAGGCCUUUGUGGGAAGAAGCCAUCUCGCGUCGUCCAUUCGAGCAGCAACAAAAGGGAAUGGAAAUACAUAUACUGGAAAUUUUGUGGACGGAGGGGACAUGCACAUAAUUUAUAAUUCACAUCGAGUACAAAUAUUUUUCCUGUCCCUUAUCCCUCACAUUUUGAGCGCCCUCAUUAAUUACCUUCUUGUUAUGAAUACCAUUGCUAAGUUGUAUGUCUCCCUAGCAGCUUCAUGUAUCAUCUUUUUCUUUACCUCCUGGGGGGACAUAAAUUCUUGCUAUUAUUUACUAACUGUGUUGUAUAUUUUACAGUUCCUUUUUAUCAACGUUGUUCGGAGCUCAAGCCUAAUGUUCAAUGCUCUCAUUUCAUCCUCCAUAAUUUUAACCAGUGAUAAUUUUAACGUAUACUUAUUUUGUCUAUCCAUCCUUUAUUUUGUUCUUCAUAUUUAUUUAAUGUUUCCUUGGGUAAAUCUCCUUCCCAAUGUUAAUUAUCAUUUUCGUGUUUGCUUGCAUUUGGUAAGUGAAGUGUGGAUGUACAUUGUGUGUAAGAUGCAUUAUUUGUAUGAGACCAGUAUAAAAGAUAUUGCCCUUUCUUUUGUGGUCAUUCUCUUCCCGAACCACUCAUCUGCUAUGACGCCACUGCAUGAGAAGAACACUCGGUACAUCAUUCAGCGGAAGGAAAUCCAACGGAAGAUUAUUUUUUGUUUGUGCUCCCAUUUGUCUCUCGACUUUUUGCACCUCCCCUUGACGUGCUUCUCCCUGGCGCUUUUUCUUCUGCUUGGCUUUCUGCGGCUAUACUCUCCCCAGAGGUCCCUCCGAAUUGCCCUCUUCACAUUGAAUUGUUUAGUAGUGACCACCUUGCUAGCUAUACUUCUGUUAUUCUACACAAAGCGGAAGAAGUUCAGAAAACUCGACUUCCUGAGCACCCCACACUCAGCACGCAAGAGGGCAUUCCCGCAGGAGCGACCCAAGAAAUUGUGA